Messenger RNA from Ostrinia nubilalis (European corn borer), 916 nucleotides. RefSeq lists its product as uncharacterized. Gene Ontology annotation, molecular function: cysteine-type endopeptidase activity. Gene Ontology annotation, cellular component: lysosome. The transcript is spliced from 6 exons. NCBI's taxonomy places the organism in Eukaryota, Metazoa, Arthropoda, Insecta, Lepidoptera, Crambidae. The record is from RefSeq and is a predicted model, not a curated record. Bases 1 to 912 code for a protein of 303 amino acids.
AUGUUCCCUUUGGUAGUUCUCCUGUGUUGCGUGGGGGCUUUGGUCUCCUCGGCUCCUCAAAAAGUGUUUUAUUCUGUUAACGAGGCCCCGAGCUACUUCGAAGAAUUCAUGCAGACGUACAAUAAGGUUUACAGCAGCGAAGCAGAGAAGCAAGCCAGAUUCGAAAUAUUCAAGAAAAACUUGGAAAAGCUCAACGAACAGAAUCAGGUGGAUGAUGCAGUUUUUGAGGUUAGAUGCCAGUAUUGGAGGUCUAACAACGCGAGCCGCGUGUCUGCGCCUGAGUCGCACGACUGGCGCGCGCUGAACAAGGUCACUCCAGUCAAGAGCCAGAUGACUUGCGGCUCCUGCUGGGCUUUCAGUGCUGUUGGUGCCGUCGAAAGUCAGUACGCGAUUGUCCACAACCAACUGUUAGAUUUAUCUGAACAACAAGUGGUGGAUUGUACCCAAAGCACCUUCGGUUGCCAAGGGGGAUGGAUGUCAAAUGCUCUUGACGAAUUAGCGAAUACCGGCGGCAUCAUGGGAGAACAGGACUACAGCUACCAGAAUUCGCAGGGCUACUGCAAGUACGACGCCAGCAGGGCCGUAGUCAGGGUCACCUCCUGCCGCCAGUUCGACUUCCGAUCGGAGGAGGAACUCAAGGAAACCCUCGCGAGUGUUGGACCUCUCUCCAUUGCGGUCGCAGUUGACAGCUGGCAGAACUACCACGGGGGAUUAUUGGAAAUGUGCCCCCAAGCCCAAGUCAACCAUGCUGUGCUUCUAGUCGGUUAUGGCUCAGAGGGAGGCAGGCCGUACUGGAUCAUCAAGAACUCAUGGGGCCUUGGAUGGGGAGAAUCAGGGUACAUCAGGAUCAAGAGGAAUGUGAAUGCCUGUAACCUGAUGGGUGGUCAAUUCGUUACAGCAACAGUGCAGUAGGACA